Messenger RNA from Pieris brassicae (large cabbage white), 4064 nucleotides. RefSeq lists its product as uncharacterized. The record is from RefSeq and is a predicted model, not a curated record. Bases 141 to 3383 code for a protein of 1080 amino acids. The transcript has 6 exons. NCBI's taxonomy places the organism in Eukaryota, Metazoa, Arthropoda, Insecta, Lepidoptera, Pieridae.
GGGUGCGGACGUAACGUUGUGUUUAGUGUUUCCAAAUUGUGUCUGAACUUAAAUUGACGUGGUUUUUUUUUGUGAUAAUGGAUGUUUAGGUGCGCGGAUUUCAACAUUUUAUAACGUCGCGAGUAGCAUGGCCUGAAAGCAUGUUCCGAACGGCGUCAGUCGAAGGCUCCGGCCCCAGGACUCCGCCGGCCUACGCGCCCCAUCCAGCCUUCGUCCCACCACGAUUUUUCCCGCCGCGAAUCCGGCCCCCACCGCCCCAAUACUGCUUUGACGCUGCCCGUUUCGCCUGCGAUGCGUCCAAACCGCGCUACCUGGACGUAGAAAGAGAGAGGCUAGUUACCCGAUGGUUAGCUGAAGCCAAUGAAGCAUUGGUCCGCCGAGAUAGGCCUCCAAGGUACAAGCCACGCAGCAGCGAAAGGCGCUUAGAAUACCUGGACAGGAGGCCGUCAGAAUGGGCGGAUAACUUUCUUCUGGGCCGGCGUAAUGGAUCCGUCGAGCCCGAAGAGGAGAGUGAUUCUAUGACUUUGAAAGAAUUUGUGGAUAAGUUCUCCCUGCCGCGGGUGGUUAAGCUGGAAGGGGAGGAAAGGGCUGUGUUGUUGUAUCGUGUUUUGGAAGCUCAUAGGCGCGUGGAGGCUGUGCCACUGUCAGGGAAGAAGGGGAAGCUGGUGGGGAAGCCGCUGUAUAUUCCUGAUUCGUAUGAUGGUUGGUUCUCAACAUGCAGCUGUCGGGGCGGAGCGCUAGCCACUCCUCGGGCGUCCAUAUCUGCCUUGUUGCGGAAUCGCGCCUUCGCCCUCGUAUCUCCGCGAGCCAUAUCUGCAUACCGGGCGAGGCCGGCCUCAGACAGCGGUCGUGUAGGAGCGCAGUAUGAGAGAGCGGCUGCACGACCUGGGACUCCUCUUCGCCUGGCAGGGGUCUUCGCUGAUGGCAGUAAGGCGAAAGCACCGAAAUAUGCCCAACUCCUUGAUCCUCAGGGGAAUGAACUGUUCGUGCCUCUAAACACCAAGGGUGAGCUCUACGAAGUGUGCCCUGAAGAGUUGUCACCUGCGGAAUGGGAGGACGCCACAGACUCGACCCCACCGGUGGAAGUGUCAGCUAGAGCGCACAGACUGCCGCAUUUGCUAAGUCUAUGGCGACUUCCCACCAGAGUUAGGCUGCUGGCCGGCACAGUUCCUAUUGAGAUGGCGCAUGAUGUUGGAGAUGAUCUUCUGUUACGAGAAGCUGUCACUGAACCAGUUUUAGUCAUGUGCACUCUCCCCGAUUACAACUCGCAACCCAAUAUCAAUAAGCAAGUGGACCCUAGGUACCAUGCCAAGGAGACCUUCCAGCUUCUCCCACUUAACAGCAAUAUUAAGGUCCGCCGCACCCAACUUGGCUUUGAAAGUGAGAAGAGAAUGUUCCUAUCCGCGCGCCUCCAAAAAGCUCUCACCUUCUGUCAACUAAACGUUGACAACUGGAUAAGACAGAUCUCAUACGCAAACUCAACUGUCGUCAGCAAAGCGAAAACGGCUACAGAUCUCAUGAAAGAAGACCACGAACCGGUCAAGUUCGAAAAGGAAAGGAAAUUUACGCUUCAAGGCCUAAAAAUUGAUACGUCACGGCUCUUCGGAAAAAGUGAAAAAGUACUGAAGGAUAUCCCAGACGAAACUGAAGGGUCUAUUAUUUUUCUUAGUAAGAACGAACUAGAACAUAUGAAUUACGACGUCUACAGUGACGACGAGGGUAAAGACGAUAAGCAUGAUGAUAAAAUUGAACAUGAGGACUUUUCACAUGAAAAAUCUAAUGGUUACAGAGAAGAUUCUGCACAUAAGAAAAGUAAAUGGUUUAAAAAUUUAAAGUUAUUAAAAAGCACGGAUAAACUAGAUGAUAAAUUAACUGCAAUAGAGAAUUCUGAGAGGCAUAAGGAUAUCAAAGAUCCUUUCGAUCCUUUAGGUGAAAAACAUAGUUCAAUUGAGAGAUACCAAGACAUGGCGAAAUUAAUCGAAGAUAGAUUUGGUGUGUUUAGGAAAAAUGAUGGUACAGCAGAGAAGAGCCAUUCGUAUAAAAGCUUGACUACUUCUUCGUCUGAAAUGGGAACUAGCCAAUGUAGUUCGAGUCACAAGAAACCAGUACUAACUAAAUCGGUGUCCGUGCAAACUGGAAUGCCGGACAGCCCGUGCACAGAAGAAGACAGUGGCAUCGACAUGAAACAUGGCCGAAAAAAUUUAAGUGUAGAUCAAAUUAACUAUUGUGGCUCCAUGGAAAGUAGCUCUAGUUCGGGCAGAAAACUGAAAUCAUUGGAUGAGAACAUGCUCAAGAAGUCGUCAGCGACAAAGUCAUCUACACAUUUGGAGCGGCGGCAAAGGAUACAGCCGGAUUUGAUUCCCGAAAAGGCUAUUGCUAAAUCUGAGUCAUAUAAUCAAAUCCAGAGUUGUGAGGAAAUCAAUAUGUUUGGAGCUGGGUCGGUAUACAAUGACAGCGAGUUCGAGGUGAAUUCCAAACAACAUUCAUUUAUUACCGAAAAAUUGUGUUCAGAAUUUCAUGUUAAAACCAAACGAGUUCUGAGUAAAUCCACUUCAAACUUACUUCAUCCUAAAAAAGCGAAUGAUAAGAAAGAAGGUGGUAAUAGCAAUAGUAUGCCAACCAAAACAGAACGAACCGACGAAAAAUCAGCUAACUUUAGAAAAAAAAUUGACAAGCCUCGUGCACCAACACCGCGUUUAGAAAUAGAUGAAGACCUAUCCGCAGUCGACAUUUCAGAAGAGGAACCACAGAUCCAAAAGAAAGUGCGGCGUUCGAUAUCAUCAAUCCAAAAGAGGAAACUACCUGUGAUAGAAGAUUUACCGUACGGGCAGGUAGCAGACGCGGUCGAUAUAGAAGAAGAAAAAAUUGAAACAGAUUCAAACUCGGACAACAUUUAUGCGGAAAUCUGCACUCCACCAAUCAAAACAGAUGACGACGACUACGACUCGAAUGAUGUCUUAGCAAACGACCCCGUUAUCUGUAUCGUUAAAAAGGAAGUCAUCACUCGCAAUGAUGAAAGAGCGAGACAGAUGAUCGAAAACCAAGACAACGCUUUCCGUCACAUUGAAGUUGUAGUAAUAGAGAAGACAACCAACUUCGACUUGGACGAUUCCAGCCUUGCGUCCAGCGAUUUUGACGAAACGGGAAGCAAGAACGACGUCUCGAUAAUAGAUUCCUGGGAGCGCGAUAACGUUAAAGUUGAACCAAAACAUGCUAUUAGGUUAGAAAUCACCAGCAAUAUGGAUGACUAUCCGGAGAGCCAUAAUCAAAGCUUAGAUAGGACAGAGAUACAUUUAGGUAAAGAUAAUGUGAUUAGUUUUAGUAACAGUAUCCAUUUGAAUGGUACAUAUCCCAACGAGGCCAUUUAUGAUACUUUAAAAUAAGUCACAAUAAGUCAUAGAUUAGAUAGUGUUGUCUUCAAUUCGCCAAAACUCUGCGCUGGCUUCUACUGUACUUCCAGUAAUCCGAUUCGAUAUGCUACAACCACAUGAGUCUUGAGAACAAAGGUUAAGAGUGAACUUCCAAUUAUCUUUAAAGACAAAACCUUCUUCGUCAAUAUCUUCCAUAAAUAAUGAAGAGGCAGUGUCAAAAUCAUCUUGGGUUAAUUGUUUUGGUUGCCCAAUAGUUUUGUCCCGCUGACCAAUUCACCUUCCCAUUCAGUCUCUGGCAUUAUCAUUAAAAAAAAAUAUAAAGGUUUCGAAUCACAAGAUCAUUAUGUAAAACAUGGCUCCCUGGAAUAACAAUACUAAAUAUGGUUGGUAAACGGACUUAACUGAGAGUACAUAAAAUUGACAUUUGUAUCUGUAAAUAUAAUCUGUAAUUAGACAUUACUAAACACUGGGCUAUCGAAAAAGUUUUAAGCACAGACUAGUAAACAAAUAAACGAGUAGAAUAAGUUGUACGCAAUUUGAUAAUUGCGAAUUUUUCAUUAACCGAAUUGUGUUUGUGAAAAGCUUGGCAAAAUAUUUCUGAACAUCCAGCUCUGUAGUGGUAGGUUUGGAGGUAAACGUCUAAAAAAACAAAGUAUCUAUAUUUUUUAAAGUUAACAAAAAAUAUUAAAUGAU